GACUCCGGCAACGGAAACAACGCGAACACGGAGAGGCAUGUUUGAUAUAUGUGUUUGGUUUGAAGAAGUGGAAUAUAUUGUGCGUUUGAGGAAGUUCGUUUUGAAGGAGCGGGGAGGAUGUUGCGAGCUCCUUUUAUAGCCGAUCCGGGGUCCUCGGGCUCAGACCUGCAGAGCGUAGCGGCAGUGCAGGCGACCACGUUUCCGGGGGGGAUCCGGGGUGUGGAACACUGUGGAGAGGGCCGCAUUCCGAAAUCGAGAAGUGCACGACAUAUGAGUGAUGACGUGCUCUGUGCGAGGCGAGCCAGAGCAAAGCCUCAAAGGUCAUCCCGAGCCACGAAUAAUGAGACUUACUGUACAGACAGCCACGGCCCUGCACCUUUGUUGUUUUUUAUGACCUCUGACCUGAAUUGCCUUUUCCGAGCCAUGCCGAGCCCUUCCAGAUCAUGUGUCACCCGUAUGCCCCAUACUAUGCAAUGCAUGUGGGGGACUCUCCAAGGCCAAAGCUGCGGGGCUCCCGAUUUUCUCGCCAAGGAAGCCACCUCGCUGCUAUCGCAUCAGCGCAGGACGCCGGAAUGUUCUUCCGAUUGCCGCUUGCCAAGCCCUGCUUCCAAAUUCUUCUGGGCGUCAAGUUCGCGACCAAGCCGCUUCCAAUCAUUUCAUGAACUCAUCAUGCCAAGGGGGAUGGUGACAGCCUGUGACGCCUCUGUGUGCGCGUAACGGUGGAACACGUCGCCACCAUGAAGGUUCAGACUGCCUUGCUUUUUUGACAGCUCAAGUCCGCUUUGAAGGAGAUGGACAUCUGCGUCAAGGUGAAACCUUCCUUCGACGGACAUGCGGGCACAGUCAGUUGUGAAGAUAGGUGUGAUGUGAAAAGUCCUGUGGAGACAGCAAACAGCACAACAUGCGGUAGGAAGGGGAGAUUACUAGGUAUAGAUUGGGUAUGUACCAACGGCUCCGAGAGCAGGAGCUCCUACUACUACCAACUUCUUUCGAUAUUAGGAUGAUCUGCUAGGCCCCGUAGAGACGUGGUAGUACGCCAUGGCACAGACCAGAAAGUUUGCACUACGACAAUACAGAGGUC
Fimicolochytrium jonesii is the source of this 1081-nucleotide messenger RNA. RefSeq lists its product as uncharacterized. NCBI's taxonomy places the organism in Eukaryota, Fungi, Chytridiomycota, Chytridiomycetes, Spizellomycetales, Powellomycetaceae. The transcript is spliced from 2 exons. The record is from RefSeq and is a predicted model, not a curated record. The coding region runs from base 118 to 717 and encodes 199 amino acids.